GCCUUUCUCCAGAUUUUCCUGGCCCUGAGGAAGUCCAGGUGAUGGCUGUACCAGGCCUGGGUCUCAGGGUGAUGUGGAAGCCCAGUGCAAGCGCUCGGUGGCUCCAGCCUGAGGAGUAUGUGGUGGAAUGGAGAGAAGAGAUCUCCAGCAACUCCGCCGGACAGUUGCUGAACUGGACACGGAGCCCCAGGGACAGCAGCAGCGCCCUGUUGAGAGGUAACUUCAGAGCAAAGGUGCCCUACCUUGUCUGCAUCUAUGCUGUGUAUGCUCAUGGGAGCAGCGCUUCAGUCCCUGUGCGAGCCUACUUCAAGGAAGGAGCACCAACAGCUGCUCCCCAGGCACUGCAGGACAGAAGCAUUUCACCUGCAGCCUCUCUCAUCUCCUGGGAGGAAAUUCCACUGGGAGAUCGCAGUGGACACAUCACCCACUACACGCUUUACCUGGGACAUCCCACUUUACGGAACGCCAAGGCAAACAGGACCAUUGUAGUUGGUGCUGCAGAGAGGAGCUACAUUCUCUCAGACCUGACGCCUGGGACUUCCUACCAGCUCUGCAUGACGGGAUCUACCUCAGCCGGGGAAGGUGUGCCCAGUCCUCUGCAUCGCUUCCACACUCCAGAUUCCCAUUGGCAGAUGCUCCUGGCAGUCCUCCUGGUUGUGGGAUUCCUGCUUUUCGUGGCCUUCCUUGUGGUGCUGGUUAAUUACAGAAGGGUCCUUGACUUCUGCCAUAAGAUCCUGCCUCCGUGGUGCUGGGAGAAGAUUCCAGACCCAGGGCACAGUGAUGUUACCUGGAGGAUGGAUGAGCACUGCGCUGCCCCUGGCAUGGAUGACCUAAGCCAAUGCCCAGUCAAGUUCCCAGAAGAGCUAGACAUUGUUGAGAUUAAGGAACCAGCCCCAGAGCAGACCACGCCCCUUGCCCCAGUGGAGUUCUCUGGCUAUGAGAAGCGAUUCAUGCCCACUUUGGAGGAGCUGCAGAGGCUGGCUUGAGAAGAGAAGAGAGGAUGCCUAUGACCUUUGGAGACCAAUGGGAGAAUGGGGACCUGAAGCUUAUUCCUACAGCCUCUGAUCUCUGGCUGGACCAGGGUCAGCAACCUUAUGCUCCCGCAUUUGUUCUUCAGCCUUGGACAUACUGUAGGAAAAGUGCCCUGCCAAUUUCUUUGGCUGGCUAUCAGAGCAUCUCUUAUGCCAUGGAUCAAAGGGCAGAACUGUCGGUUACAGCCCCAGGUGCUCUAACAGGUACUUGUGGCCUCAAAACAGCCACAGAGAGAUUCCUGGGAAGGAGGAAGCACAAUGAAGUUGUGGACUGAGCCUGGAUCUUCCCCAAGGCUCCCUGGUGUUAAGCUGUUACUACUUGGCUCGGUCUUUCUGUCGUCUCAGCUGUUUGAUCUCCACCUGGAUGCUGGAGCCUCUUGGUGUUUCGCAACUUUUGACUAGUUGCAGGACCUUAGCCAGACCUAGCAGAGUAAACGUAGAGUUCACAAAAGCAAUUGCCAACUGGCUGCAGACAGGAUGGACGAAGCAGGAACCAGUAACUUGUAGUUAUAGGUGUUUAUUUAUAUAUAGUGCACUAUUUACAGGAGCAGAACAGAACACGGAUCUUUGACUUGCUCUCUCUUACACGACUCACAACUCUCAACCUUACUCACUGACACUGAACUCAGAACUCAGAACUCUGAACUAACACAUUCCAGUUAAUAGGCCAUAAAUCAUCAUUCCCGUGAGAGAGCUUGACCAAUCAUGGAGCUGUCUCCAUGCCUCUGUAUCACCAGGCAGACUUACUCCUUCACAUUGCCUUGGCUGUCAGCCAAACCCUAAUCAACUCUUUGUGUGAAGCUGAACGUAUUCAGAUUCCCAACAGAGCCAUAGUGUCAAGGGGGGGGGGAGGGGGGUUGGUUCUUCCUUCCUUAAGCAGAGACAUCGUUCAUCUCAUUGGGGGCCAGUAGCUCAGAAGCACAAAGCAGGGGUGUAGGAAGGGGGCAGGGGGAGGCGGUCCGCCCCAGGUAUAAUCUGUGAGGAGGGUGACAAGAAGGCACACUGUGGGGGGCUCGCCCUGCUUCCCCCAUGUGUGG
Molecule: messenger RNA, 2068 nt
Organism: Podarcis raffonei (Aeolian wall lizard)
Lineage: Eukaryota; Metazoa; Chordata; Lepidosauria; Squamata; Lacertidae
Product: interleukin-27 receptor subunit alpha-like
Exons: 7
Coding region: 42-986 (314 amino acids)
Biological process (GO): cytokine-mediated signaling pathway; positive regulation of activated T cell proliferation
Cellular component (GO): interleukin-23 receptor complex; external side of plasma membrane; interleukin-12 receptor complex
Molecular function (GO): interleukin-12 receptor binding; interleukin-23 binding; cytokine receptor activity
Source: RefSeq, a predicted model, not a curated record